CGGACGCAAGCGCGGCGCUCGAGAGACUUUCCGAGGUUUUCCUAAAUACAAACACUACGUGUUUCUGGUCGUGAAAGUAUCUUUUUCAGUUAGGCAGUACCUCUGCAGUGGCCCCACCCUUCUCCCCUCUCUUUCUUAGGCCUCGAAGAGAGCCUUUUCGAGUCGAGAAAACAAAAGCCACGACCAACACAGCUGAAAACCUAUUUAAGGACCGUUCCAAAAUCAAGGACUUAGAGACUCAAAGGCCCCUUUCGACCAAGUCAGUUAAAUACAGAGUUUUCAGAGUGUGUGUCUGUGUGUGCGUGCCAGUGUGUGUCUUUAGUGUGUGCCUUAAUCCAUUCAAUAUAAGUAAGCCCAAAUAAAAACAAAAUAUAUUAAACUCGCGAAAACGAAGGAAACAACUUUUGAAAGAGCCAUAAACAAAUCGCAGUCCGCGAAAUCCGUUCAAAGCUCGCGCCAAUAUUGCUCCAAUUUGAGAAACGGCUUAGCAACAAUUGCAUUGAACAAAAACUGAGUCUGAAUCUGAAACUGAAACUGAAAACAACAACAGUCCGUAAAUAUAGAAAGCUUAACAAUCAAAUCCAACAACAACGACAACGAGGGAUUAAAAGCCAGUAACAACUAUAAAUGUGGUGGGUGCAUUAUUGCCAUUAACCAAAUUCCGAGAGACACUGGCCAGAAUGAUCGCCGAGCAGCUGCUGGUCAAAAGCGGCCCCAUGAAUCACUGAGGAGACCCAGGACAGAGAUCCCCUCUAAGCACUGAGAACAAAAGAAGCACUAAAGCGCUUGAUUAACAGCUGGACAGGUGGAUUAAACCGAAAGCGGAAUGGCACACUUUUGCUGGCUCCUCAGAUUCGGUUUUCUGCUGCUGAUGCUGUCCGGCUGCCGGACACGCCCCGCCCCUCUACCUGGCGGCCGGCAGAGUGAGCUCAUCGCGGGCAACGAGUUCCUCAAGCUGUUCCUCGACCAUGAUGACCAGCAACGAAGUCUCCACAGCAGUGAACAGGAUUUCGAGGGCAGAGCGGAGUCGCCGUCCUCAUCCCCAAAACCUCGCCAGAGAACAGCGACUGGAAGAAGCUUGGAUAUCGGCAGAAAUCGGUACAGGAAUUCUCUGACUUCCGGAAACACUCCGGAUGUUGAGCAAUCCGACUCCAAGCAGGUGGCCAAACUGGUGACCUCAGGUAGUAAAAUAGUGUUCCUGGAAGAUGCUCCAAAUGCAGCCAAAGGCAAGUCCAGUGACGAGGUCAAGGUGGUGGCCGUGAGUGUCAGCUCCUCCAGCAAAAGAGGUCCCUCGAGGAGCAGUUCUUCUGGUACCACGGGAAGUGGAACAGAUUUCGUGAACCGAUCCCAUAAAAGUGAACUCUCCAUAGAGGAAACGGAGCCCAGAUUGGCAGGGGACUCCAUGGACAGCGAGGGCGAUUCCCUUAACAGUGCCUCCAACAUACAAAGUGUACUGGCUGCUCCUUUACUGGCAGCUUCCUCUACACAUUCCUUCCUGAAAAACCAAAGUGGGGCUGCCGAGGAAGAGACUGGAGUGGGAACAGCAGCCGGAGCGGGCUUACCCUUUCAGACAGUGAUUUAUCAUGACACCAAGCAGGGCAGAGGACCUCAGUCCAGGUCGAUAUCUUACAGUUCCAUCUCCCAAAACGUGGAUGAUUUGCAGACCUGGCAGCAGUCGAGAAGUGGAAUCCUAGCGGAGGCCCAGAGAAAUGUGAGCGAGAGCCUGAAACACGGCCACUCCUCGGAACCGGCCAAGUUUUACUCAGUUCCAUCGAAGAUGUACAGUGUGCCCAGUAAGUUCUACUCAGAACCAGCAAAGGUUUACUCGGAGCCAGCCAAGAUGUAUGGUCAGCCGGAGAAGGUGUACUCAGAGCCCUCGAAAGUUUACGGUCAACCCUCCAAGUUUUACUCGGAGCCAGCAAAAGUGUACUCGCAACCCUCGAAGGUUUAUGGGGAACCAGCCAAGACAUAUUGGCCACAAACACUGACCACGACGGCAGCAACACCAGUGGGGAGCACCACUUCCUCCUCCUCAACCACCAGCAGCACCACUGAGAAACCACCAUUGGCACCCACUACUUUUGUCCCACUAAGAUCCAGACCACGACCUGCGAUUGUCUCGCGCAUCGCUUUCGGCGAGGCGAAGAGCACAAGCACCACGACAGCAGCAACACCAGCGAGCACGGCAGCAACAUCAAGCAGCACGGCAGCAACAUUGGCCAGCAGGGUCACCACAGUGAAGCCUCCCGGUAGUAGUACUUCAGUCAGCAUUAGGCCAACCACUUGGCAGCAUCAUUAUCACAGCUACAACCACCAGCAGCAGCAACAACCGGCCCAUCCAACUCGCAGAGUUCUCUUCAAUUUGGAUAAAUUGCCUUAUGAUUUAUUGAAUGCUCCGCAGCCGCAUCCAUUGGAGCCAAUUUUAUCGAAGCACUCAAGUCCGAGCAACUACCACCAGCAACAUCAGCAGCAGCAGCAGCAGCAUCAGCAACACGAACCACAACAGCAACAUCGCAGUCCGUGCUGGGAGCAACAACGUCAGCAUUCAUCACCGCCGCAUCAACAUUCUAAUCAAAAUGCCAAAGGAUUGCCCAAUGGAGAUCUAGUCAAAUGUGUUUCCAAAUUUGCACACCAGCAUGGAGCAGCGGCAUCUGUGGUGGACCCAUCACCGCCAUCAUCUUCGGGGUCAGGCGGUGGCUAUUCGUACAGCUCCAGCUCCACCAGCUCCUCCUCCUCCUCCACCUCGUCCUCCACCACUGGGUCUGCGAAACAACAUCAGGCGCAUCUGCAGCACCAGCAAAUGCAACACUUUACCACCGAGCGCCCCGAGCUCUAUACUCCGACCUCAGAGCAGAAUUACGAAAUUGAAGAGUCCGUUAGUGUUAUGACAAACGGACGGGCCCAUGGACUGCAGGGCGGUGCAGGGAGUGCUGCCGGCGGUGGUGGUGCAGUGGGGCAGGCCACAACGCCAGCCGGUCCGGUCCAAUCGAGCACCACCGCCAGCAGUCGUGGCAUCAACAGGGGACGUGGCUCGGUGGUUUACAAUGCAAAUGCCAACGAUUAUUCGGAUGACGAUGGCGAUACGACGGGGGAUGGAGGAUCGGAGGGCCAGGGCCUCGAAACCGGCGAUGACGAAGACAAAGUCGCCUACGUGGUCGAGGGACGCAACUACCGAAAGUACCGGGUGGAGGAGAAGACCGACGACGGCUUCAUCGUCGGCGAGUACGGAGUGGUGGACCACAACGAUGGCAACUUGUGGGGAGUGCGUUACACCGCCGACUCCACCAUCAAUCGCAGUCUGAUACAGAAGGCGUUGCUCACGUUUCUCAAGCUCAAGUAGGGGCCAAAUGGUCAUCUUCCACUCGGGGAAACACUCGAAAUGAUGUGAAGAAAAUCGCCAGAGCGUAGGAAAGUCCUUGGAAAAUACAGGGAAAAGUUAGGAAAGAGUAAGGAACUUAGGUAGAUAUAUUCGUAUAGUUAUAUCGAAAUUUAACUACAGAAAAUAAUCAUUAAGUUUGAAAGUUUUUUCUACAAUUUUAUUAAAAUAUUUAAAAAUGUUUUUGAUAUUUUUUAUAAUAAGAUAAUGUAAUUUUCGAAACAAAGACUUAAAGUAGAGAAAAUAACUUUUUAACAAAGUUUACAUCAACCUAAAAUAUUGAGUAGAGAAUGAUUAUGUAUUGAUUAGAAAAAUAAUGAUCAAUAGGAAAAGGGAAAUCCACAUAAAGAUUUAAAAAUGUCUUAAAAAUGUUACGAUUUUCUCAGUUCAGAGCGAUGGUUUUUCCGAGUGUCAACAACAACAACAACAACAACAGCACCCCGCACUCACCCACUGAAGAGACAGCUGCAAAGGCAUUCACAUGUGAUCCAAGUCGUAUUGUAGUUAGCCUAGAUAACCUAAACCUAGAUAGAUAAACCUAGCUGUAGUAGAUGUACCCUAGUACGUAGCCACUAGUUGCGUUCCCACGAGAUCAGUGUGUGUUUAGUCAGUAAACGAAUUUUGUUUAAUGUUUAGUUAAUGUUUUAAUUAAUUUAUUGUAGUUGUUGGUAUUGUAAUUGUAAUCGUAGCCGUAACUCUAAUCCGAGCCUAAUUUAUUCAGCCGACCAGCACACUCGAAAUUCCGCAGAACUAGCAACUUGCCAUAAAAUCCGAGCACCAAGCAGCAUUAAGAACGAGCGAAAAACUAUCCUAAUUAGAGCAUUAAGUGACUUGUGUAGUAAAAUAAACUAAAUUACA
Messenger RNA from Drosophila eugracilis, 4234 nucleotides. RefSeq names its product mucin-12. Bases 827 to 3340 code for a protein of 837 amino acids. The transcript has 4 exons. The record is from RefSeq and is a predicted model, not a curated record. Lineage: Eukaryota; Metazoa; Arthropoda; Insecta; Diptera; Drosophilidae.